Messenger RNA from Myxocyprinus asiaticus (Chinese sucker), 1289 nucleotides. Its product is annotated as A-kinase anchor protein 1, mitochondrial-like. Bases 19 to 639 code for a protein of 206 amino acids. Lineage: Eukaryota; Metazoa; Chordata; Actinopteri; Cypriniformes; Catostomidae. The transcript is spliced from 6 exons. The record is from RefSeq and is a predicted model, not a curated record.
UUGUGUAUUCAAUUGUAAAUGUGUAUUGUCCUGUACUUUCUGCAGCUUCUGCUGCCUCAGGAUGUGUUUGUGGAGGUCAUCGUGUCACGGGUUGAAGCGGGUCACCAUUUGUUCAUCCUGCAGCAUAAGCAUCCAUCUUAUCAGGCCUUGCCCACUCUCACACAACACAUGCAGCUUUGCUACUCUCAGCCUGGAUGCCCAAGCCUGCCCACCCCUUUGGAGGUGGGGGUGGUCUGUGCCGCUCCAGUAGCAGGAUGUGGCUGGCAGAGAGCCCAGGUCAUCCAGUACCACACUGAGUUUGGAACCGCUCAGAUCAGAUAUGUAGAUAAUGGUGGUUAUGAUACCGUAAACAGCGCCACUCUCAGGCAGAUCAGAUCGGAUUUUGUGACGUUACCAUUCCAGGCAGCAGAGGUUUUGUUAGAUAAUAUCACACCUUUGCCAGGAGAGGUGGAGUUUUCUCUGGAGGCCAGAGUAGCACUGGAGGAGUUAACUGCAAAUGUGGCCUUAAUACUGAAGGUGACAGGAAGUCAGGACGGCCUUCCCCUGGUGCACAUAUGGAAACAGACAGGAGAUGAGGUGGUCCUGUUGAACAGCUUACUGGCUGAACGGGAGCUUUGCUCCUGGUUUGACACGCCGUGAUGUCACAGCCUUUCUCUGAUCUUCUCCACGUGCACAGGAAAUUAAUCAUAUAUAUAUAAAAUAUAUGUAUAUAUAUAAAAUAUAUGUGUAUAUGUGAGUACAUUUGUUUUUUGUAUGCAUUAUUUGUUUUUUGGAAAUAAGUUGAAACCUAUUAUCUUCAGAUGUGUUUUUUUUUUUUUUUUUUUUUUUUUUUUUGCUCUGAUUUAAUUUCAUGAAUUAUAUAAAUUUGAAUGUUACUUUCUCAAUGUUGCUUUACAGAGUAUAUCUGAGAUGCUAAACAAGAUUAUUACUGUAUAUGUGAACAGUUCAGAGAUUAGACAUGGUUGCUGAUCUCUAUAUAGAUUUGAUUGUGUUUUUCUCCCAGAUAAACUCCUGAAUGGUGCUGGUGUAUGUUUAAUAGCUUUGCUCGGGUAUUUUCACAUUGAACUAUGAAGAUUUUGUUGUUCUCUAUUACCAACAUUUUUUCUCUUACUGACUUUGUAUUUUGUUUAAUUUCCAUUUGUAAGGGUGGAGGGAAAGUGUUACACUCUUAAUAAGCAGUGAAAAGCUCUUCUGUCAGAGCACCAUAAACUUGUGGUUCACUGCUCUGUACUCUCACACUUACACUGCCAAACUUCUCAGUGCUGUUGUAGUAAAAGCUUUGUGGAUAU